This is a messenger RNA of Anolis carolinensis (green anole), 1944 nucleotides long. It is a transcript of the gene rnf227, whose product is annotated as ring finger protein 227. Gene Ontology annotation, molecular function: ubiquitin protein ligase activity. The coding region runs from base 29 to 709 and encodes 226 amino acids. The transcript has 2 exons. Gene Ontology annotation, biological process: protein ubiquitination. NCBI's taxonomy places the organism in Eukaryota, Metazoa, Chordata, Lepidosauria, Squamata, Anolidae. The record is from RefSeq and is a predicted model, not a curated record.
AGGCGCUUAGUAAAGUCUCUUCUCAAGAAUGGUGCCGGAGGAGAAGAGUGACAGGGAGGAGGGGGAGGAGCCUAGCCGAGGGGGCGUGGCCUCGGAAGAGGAGGAGGAGCCAGAGCUGGUGUGCGGCAUCUGUUGCAUGCCGUUCGACCGUUGCGGGCGCGCGCCCCGCCGGCUCGGGGGCGCGCGGGGCUCCUGGAAGCCCUCGCGCUGCCGUCACGUGAUCUGCAGCGCGUGCGUGUGCCAGCUGGCGCGGGAGGGCUGGUGGGAGAAGGUCACGUGCCCUUACUGCCGGGCUGUCACUCACUUGAGGGAGAGGAGCCACCCGCUGGUGGCCGGCGUCCGGAGGGGGAGCGGCGCCGGGAGGAGGCGCCUGGUCCUGCCGCCCAUCGACGCCGAGCUCUGGCACCGCGUCGCCCGCCGGCAGGAGGAGGAAGAAGCGGCCCGAAGAGGCGGCGGAGAAGCGAAGGAGGAGCCGGAGAAAGUGAACGAGGCCUCUGAGGAGAAAGAAGAGGACGACGGCGAGGGGCAAUGGCGGCUCUGGAGGGCCCUCAAGAAACUCGUGAAGGGAGGCAGCCGGGCGCAUGCGCAGAGCUGGAGGGGGCGUGGCCGGAGCAGCUCCCUGGAGGCGGGGCGAUGGAGGAGGGCGGAGCCUAUCAACCGUGAGUGGCCCUCCCUCUACCUCUCCCUCCCUAACUUCCUACGGGCCUGACAUGAAGGACUUGGCGCUCAUGACUUGCUACAUCAUCUGAAGGAAUGUGGAAGGCUUGACACAACCAAGCUGAUGACAUGGUGCCUUAGGAGAAUGUACCCUCCUUGCCAUUUACAAGUUUUGGUGAAGCUGGGCCUUGGCUACUCCCAGAGUGUUCCUUCCCUGCAACAUCUGGAGGAUGCCAGAGGUUGAUGAACCCUCUGGCUGUCGGGUUGCCACACGUGAAAGAGUCUUUCAUCCCUGGUCCGUCAUUUUCUGAUAUAUGAAAUGCAACAGGAGUUGGGAGAUGAAACAGAAAGAGGAGGAAAGGCUAAUACAUCAUGUCCAGUCAUAUGGGAUGCUAGUUGACUUCUCUUUCAAGAAGAAUCCAAGAGUAUUUCUAUUAUUUCUUCGCAGAUAAUUUGUCCUGUGUAUUUACAUGCCAUAUUUAAAUUUUGUCCCCUCCCCGAUAAACUUUCCUAUCGCCUGUUCAUAAAUGUUUGGAAAAGCAUUUGAAAUUGACCAGAUUUGUAUGUUUAAAUCUAGUGAACUCUUAUUUCUGGCUCUAAGGAGGGAGAAGGAUAGAGGUGGUUUCUUUAAAUCCUUAUUUGUGUGAAUAUCCUGCUUUCCUUACCUCUGCCUUGAAAGAAAAUGUUUUACGUUUUUCUUUCCCCCCACUUAAUUGAGAAGUCAAACAAGCCGGACAAACAUGGUGUUUCAUAUUAUUUAUUUAGGAGCGGUAUUGAGUCUGAAAUAAAAUAGAGGCGGUUCCUGUUUAGAUGGGGCUAUUGUCUCACACAUGUUGCCUUGUUUGCUUAUUAAUUAGAUGCACUAGGAAGAGAUAAGAAAUGCUUCAUUGCUAAGCCACAGAGGCCUCUUGUCUUGGGAUUGGCAUUCAAGCCAGCCAGAUGGUUUUAUUUCAGGCACAUAAUGGAGUUCUAUAGCUUUGUGUGGUGUUGGCUUGGUCGUCAAGAUGCCCUUUUUUCUGUCUUCUUCGUUACAAAUGAAAUGUGUUUACAGACUGUAUUUUCAAAAUCUCACAUUUGAGGUGUUUGUGAAGGAUAGUUGGACCUUCCUGCAUAGUAUUUCUUGCCAGAAAGAAUGAGUUUUCAAUGAUGGUUCCUGUUUUGAUAAGUAUUUUUGUGAAAUAUACUAGGACUACAUAACAAUUUUGUAUUUAAUCCUUGUUCAAAUGUCUUAAUUGUUUUGUUAUUGUAACUUAUUUGAAUUUUAAUAAAAACCUGAGAUUUGUAAUA